UCUACCUUUGCCCUCAUCAUGCAGAUUGGGGAGGUAUAUGAGAUGUCUAUAUACAUGAUAAGACUGUGUUGCUGAGGGCAGGAACAUUAUAGAGGACUUGAAAACUCACACCACAUGAUUUGACAAAUGGAGCUAUGGUAUGGAGAGACCGACAAUAUGUCAGCCUUAAAAUCUUGUAGUUUGUAUCCAGGUGAAGACAAAGUUGCAGAUCCAACAUCAGGUUGUUCCGAACGGAUGUAGGUAAUUCUCUUGGUCUCUGUGUCUUAUGCCUUCUCAGCCUCCACCAGAGGAUCCCUUCCUGGAGUGGCUAAACCGAAUGUGUGUGAUUGUUGGACUAUUCUUCUUUGGUUUGGCCAUCUUCACCUUCCUCCUAUGUAGCUGGAACCCCAAGAUCAACAACACAGCCCAUCUUCACCUCUGCCUCAACCUCUUCUUCUCCCAUCUGCUGCUGCUGUGGAACGACAAAUAUGUUGAACAAGAGCUAGCCUGCACCGUCAUGGCGGGGCUUCUUCACUUCUUAGUUAUAGCAGGUUUUGUGUGGAUGCUGCUGGAGGCACUACAGCUCCACCUGUUGGUCCGGAGGCUCACUAAGGUGCAGGUCAUCCAGAGAGAUGGCCUCCCCAGGCUAGUUCUCUACCUGAUUGGCUACGGCGUUCCAUUUGUGAUUGUGGGUGUUUCUGCACUGGUAUAUUCUGAUGGAUAUGGUGCUACUGAGGCAGAGGUGUGCUGGCUCUCUAGACAGCGCCAUUUCAACUGGGCUUUAACAGGCCCUGUGAUUGCUAUCCUUGCUCUGAAUUGGAUAUUGUUCUGUGCUACUCUAUGGAGUCUGAGACCCACCCUGGCUAACAUGAAAAGUGAUGUUUCUCAAUCCAAAGACACCAGGUUGAUCUUGUUCAAGAUUUUGGCCCAGUUUGUCAUACUGGGCUGUACCUGGAUUCUGGGCCUGUACCAGACAAACCUUUUCUUUCAGGUCCUCUUCAUUCUCCUCAACUCCCAACAGGGCACCUUCCUCUUCAUCGUCCACUGUCUGCUCAACAAGGAGGUGCGAGAGGAGUACAUAAGAUGGCUGACGUGCUCUUGUGGAAAGGACAGAUCUGUGGGCAGACUGCUGUCAGAGCAAAUCAUAGUGAUCAUGGGAGAAAGCAAGUGGCAACACAGCCUGUAUGACACGGAUGAUCCAUUUUAG
Epinephelus lanceolatus (giant grouper) is the source of this 1186-nucleotide messenger RNA. The record is from RefSeq and is a predicted model, not a curated record. Lineage: Eukaryota; Metazoa; Chordata; Actinopteri; Perciformes; Serranidae.